AUGUCUGAAGGUCCACCCCACAUGCCAGCACCUGUGUGCUUGAUUGAGAAUGCAGAGGGGGGACUGCGGACGGUGGAAUCGGCCCUGGACAUCCUCAGGGGGAUCCAGCAGUCUGUGGUGGUGGUGGCUGUGGUGGGGUUUUACCGCACUGGCAAGUCUUACCUCAUGAAUCGGCUAGCUGGGCAACAGUCAGGCUUUGCUCUGGGCAGCCCCAUUGAGUCUAAGACUAAAGGCAUCUGGAUGUGGUGUGUGCCUCACCCCUCUAAACCAGGACAUACGCUGUUGCUGCUAGACACUGAAGGACUGGGUGAUGAAGACAAGGGCGACUCGAAGAACGAUGCCUGGAUCUUCUGUCUGGGCGUGCUGCUCAGUAGCACCCUGGUGUACAACAGCAGAGGCACCAUCGACAACCAGGCUCUAGAGAAACUCCACUAUGUGACUGAGCUGACCAAUCAAAUCAGAAUAAAGUCAUCAGGCGCCCGUGAUGAGGAUGGUGAUGUGAAGGACUGUGAGUUUGUCCGCUUCUUCCCCGACUUCGUCUGGGCGGUUCGGGACUUCACUCUGGAGAGGAAGAUCGACGGUCGGAGUGAGGACGAGUACUUGGACUUUGCCCUGCAGCUGAAGAAAGGAUGGUCUGAUGAAUUGGUGACCUACAACCUCCCGAGACAGUGCAUCCGGAACUUCUUCCCGACCCUAAAGUGCUUCACCUUCCCAUUCCCAACAUUGGCGAAGAACAUGACGAACCUGGACUCCAUGGCUGAGGCUGACCUUUGCCCAGACUUCCUGAGUGUCGCUAACCGCUUCUGCAGUCACGUCUUUGCAGAGAGCCGUGUGAAGAGGGUACAGGGUGGCCACAAGGUCACCGGCAGCCGGUUCCGCCAUCUUGUGAAGAUCUACGUGGACACCAUCAACAGUGGCAGCGUUCACUGUCUGGAGAAUGCUGUGGUUGCCAUGGCAGAGAUUGAAAACCAGUCUGCAGUGAAUGAGUGCUUCCGGCUUUAUGAGCAGGGCAUGGGGGAUUUGAGUAAGAUCUUUCCCAUGGAUGUUGGAACUGUCUCGGCAGAACACCAUCGCCUCAAUGCCAUGGCCAUUCAGGAAUUCCUCAAACGUUCCUUCAAGGAUGAGGGGGGGGGAUACAUGACACAGCUGGUGGAGAAGGUGUCUAAGCUGUAUGAUCAGCUGAUCACUCUGAACAAGGAGGCCUCGGAGAAGCUGUGUUGGAAGCUUCUCUUGGAUCUGUACGCACAGAUGGCCAACAAUAUUCGGCAGGGCAGAUAUGCCAAGGCAGGCGGGUAUGAGAUCUACUGCCGUGACCGAGACGCCAUGGUGGCCGAGUACCGGCAACAUGACAAAAAGGGCAUGAAGGGGGAAGAGGUGCUGGAGGAUUUUCUCCAGGAGAAGAACGUUGAGGCCAAGUCCAUCUUGAGGGUUGAUGAGAAACUCACAGAGAUAAUAACCGGUUGUCCUGCCAUCUUACAAGCAAACAUGUCUGGAGGUCCACCCCGCAUGCCAGCACCUGUGUGCUUGAUUGAGAAUGCAGAGGGGGAACUGCAGACGGUGGAAUCAGCCCUGGACAUCCUCAGGGGGAUCCAGCAGCCUUUGGUGGUGGUGGCUGUAGUGGGGUUGUACCGCACUGGCAAGUCUUACCUCAUGAAUCGGCUAGCUGGGCAACAGUCAGGCUUUGCUCUGGGCAGCACCAUUGAGUCUAAGACCAAAGGCAUCUGGAUGUGGUGUGUGCCUCACCCCUCUAAACCAGGACAUACAAUGUUGAUGCUAGACACUGAAGGACUGGGUGAUGUUGACAAGGGCGACUCGAAUAAUGAUGCCUGGAUCUUCUGUCUGGCCGUGCUGCUCAGUAGCACCCUGGUUUACAACAGCAGAGGCAGCAUCGAUAACCAGGCUCUAGAGAAACUCCAGCUAAUGAAGGUGGUGUGGCAGAAACAAACGAUACCAACAUCUUGGCGAAGGGCCCGUGGCGUCCUAAUCCCUAAGGAGAAGGAUGCUGCUGACCUCAGCCAGUUUCGCCACAUCAGCCUCUUAAACGUUGAAGGCAAGAUCUUCUUCAGCGUAGUAGCUCAGGCUGGCUGUGACGUCCAGCUAUGCCUCACAACUGAGGAGUACAACACAGCAUGGCAGCGUUUGGAUAUAGGGAUCAUGGCAGGAUGCACCAUCUCCCCUCUGGCCUUCACCAUGGCAAUGGAGGUCAUCAUCCGAGCCUCCCGAUGGGUGGUAGGAGGUCAGCAGCUCAAAACUGGUCUUCGUCUCCCUCCCAUCAGAGCGUACAUGGAUGACAUGACCACACUCACAACAACCAUGCACUAG
This is a messenger RNA of Clupea harengus (Atlantic herring), 2322 nucleotides long. Its product is annotated as guanylate-binding protein 1-like. The transcript has 15 exons. Lineage: Eukaryota; Metazoa; Chordata; Actinopteri; Clupeiformes; Clupeidae. The record is from RefSeq and is a predicted model, not a curated record. Bases 1 to 2322 code for a protein of 773 amino acids. Gene Ontology annotation, molecular function: GTPase activity; GTP binding.